Molecule: messenger RNA, 1947 nt
Organism: Scomber scombrus (Atlantic mackerel)
Lineage: Eukaryota; Metazoa; Chordata; Actinopteri; Scombriformes; Scombridae
Product: dicarboxylate carrier SLC25A8-like
Exons: 6
Coding region: 1-924 (307 amino acids)
Biological process (GO): mitochondrial transmembrane transport; adaptive thermogenesis; response to cold
Cellular component (GO): mitochondrial membrane
Molecular function (GO): oxidative phosphorylation uncoupler activity
Source: RefSeq, a predicted model, not a curated record
AUGGCUGGCAUAAAACCCACAGACGUAGUGCCCUCUGCGGCAGUUAAGUUCUUCGGAGCUGGCACCGCAGCCUGCAUUGCUGAUCUUGUCACCUUUCCACUGGACACGGCCAAAGUUAGACUACAGAUUCAGGGAGAAUGUCAGAAAGGGUCAAGUGCAAUAAAGUAUCGGGGAGUGUUUGGCACCAUUACCACCAUGGUACGCACAGAGGGGGCCAGGAGUCUUUACAAUGGACUGGUGGCAGGACUCCAGAGGCAGAUGAGCUUUGCUUCUGUCCGAAUUGGCCUUUACGACUCCAUGAAGCAAUUCUACACUCGAGGAACUGAUAGUGCUGGGAUUGUUACUCGGCUCAUGGCAGGGUGUACCACAGGAGCCAUGGCUGUGGCUUUUGCACAACCAACUGAUGUGGUGAAAGUGCGGUUCCAAGCCCAGGUACGAAUGGCAGAUGGUGUGAGGAGAUACAAUGGCACGCUGGAUGCCUACAGGACGAUUGCCCGAGAUGAGGGGGUGCGAGGCCUUUGGAAAGGUUGCAUGCCCAACAUUACCCGUAACGCCAUUGUCAACUGUUCAGAGUUGGUGACCUAUGACCUGAUCAAAGAAAACAUCUUGAAGUAUGACUUAAUGACAGACAACCUGCCAUGCCACUUCAUUGCCGCCUUUGGUGCAGGCUUCUGCACGACAAUUGUGGCUUCCCCUGUGGAUGUAGUCAAAACACGGUUCAUGAAUUCACAAUCUGGCCAGUACAACAGUGCUAUAAACUGUGCUCUCACCAUGCUGAGAAAAGAAGGACCCACAGCCUUCUAUAAAGGGUUCAUGCCUUCUUUCCUGCGACUGGGGUCCUGGAACAUUGUGAUGUUUGUGACAUACGAGCAAAUCAAACGAGGUAUGACCAGGGCACAACAGUACUGGGAGUCACCGUUUUGAUCUCAGCUUGUCAGACGCUUCCUUUAGACAGAAAUGCACAGAAACAAGAAGUUAACCCUCACCACAGUGCACUGAUGACCAGUGGUUUUAUAAGCUGAAUAUGAUAGCUGCAAGUGGAGGCCCAGAGGAGAACUUCAAAAGGUUUCGGAGGUCUCAGGUCAUGCUAUCUGUGUAGCAGCUUAGAGUUGGAAUUCAUGCUCUAAAAGAGUUCAUGUGCUAUUUGCAAAAAGUCCUUAUAAUGACAGGAGUUUGUUCACUGAUUCAUUAAUGAACACUAACUCUGUUAGUAUUGUUGUAAAACUAGAAGGAUUUUAGUAUUCAACUGUAAAAGGACAUUUUAAACUGUAAUGUUGAGCACUUUCUUUUUUUUUUUUUAAAUGCUGCGAAGGAUGUGAAAUGGAGGAGAAAGGGUAAUUCCAGAAAGUCUUGCUUUAUUAGUUAUUAGCAUAUCCAUAUCAAAAACCUUGAUCAGCUGGCUCUGGGCUUUGAAGAUUCAUUUUCAUGUUUACAAGAAUAAACUGUAGGAUCAUAUGGAUUAUGUGGUAGUAUAAUGUUAUUAGUUAUUAAGAGUAAGUUUCCAUGAAAGCAGUGGACAGACUGAGCCUGGCAACACAGGCCUAAACAGUGACCAUUUCUAUGUUCCUCAAUCUGUUUUCUGUAUCUUGGACUGUUUACAAUUUAGUUUACCAAUGUUUGUGAUGCAUGUGCUCAGGGGUUCAUAGGAUAAUAUAUUUAUUGGUGUAUGUAAAUAGUAGGAUUUAUUGCUGGUCAAUAAGUUGUAAAUAUGUUGUACACAAUGACAAAUGAAUGCCAAAAUUAAAGAAUAAUUCAGCUGUUCUUUAUCUUUGUCCAUUAUUGAGUCUUGCUGUACCUUUGGUAGUUGUGUUACUUGAACCAACCCUGGAAUAAAGUUUAUAAUGUGAAUGAAAAGAAUAAAAAGAUUAGAGAGUUACUGAAGUGAGGCAAUACAUUUGCUGUUUACAGUAGUUGAACACCUUGAGAGUUGGGUCAUGUUCAGAAUUC